Molecule: messenger RNA, 5328 nt
Organism: Didymosphaeria variabile
Lineage: Eukaryota; Fungi; Ascomycota; Dothideomycetes; Pleosporales; Didymosphaeriaceae
Exons: 3
Coding region: 1-5328 (1775 amino acids)
Source: RefSeq, a predicted model, not a curated record
AUGGCAUCUCCUCCGCCUCCCCUCGAACCGUGGACAGACCAUCCCAUCUGGGAACAGUUCAAAAAUGUCGACUCCGAAUUCAGCUCCAGAUGGGGCGACGACUCCGCCUCUAUUCGCGCCAAACCCGUAGACCACAACAUCCGGCUCCGCAUCCUCCUCUACGCAGGCCGCCAAACCUCCGCCUCCCUCCUUAUCGCUUCUGAGGUAGCGGAGCAGGGAAUGUUGUAUGAGCCGUUCACCUAUUGGGACUGGCAUGGGUACGAUUCCGAGGGGAGUCCUCUGAACGGUAAGGGGGCCUUUCCAGGGGCGAGGAAUCUACAGGAGAGGAAGAGGAAAAGGAGGGUACUCUGGGAGAGGGAGAAAGCGUUUAAAGUAAUUCUAACUGAGGAGAAGGAGGGUGAAAAGGUGGGUAGGAAGGGGAAUGAGUGUUGGGAAGGUGGCUUGAGUCCAAGACUGAGGUGGGAGGGGUUUAAGAGGUUUGUGGAGAAAAAGUGGAAGCAUGGGAGCUAUGUGAAGAAGAUUGCUGUUGCGAAUUGGAUGAGCAGGGAGGAUAUGGAGUGGAUUGCAAAGAAUCUAAAGCGGCUGGAAGCGCUCGAUCUCAGCGAUGUACCUUCAUCCUACAGCCAUAGUCCCAAAAGCGAAGACGAUACAUGGAUUGGAUAUUUUGAAAGCAAUUCCUCACCGGUAUACAUAGACAGUCUACUUGACACCUUUCCAUUCCUCGAAGGACACACAGACGCUACGGUAACCGAGGAGAAAGAUCGAUGGGCAGAUCUCCACAAGCAUCGAAGCGACUAUGCCUAUAAAACUGCCGGGCCCCAAGAACCCUGGCGUCCACACAACCUAUCCUCUAGAACAAUAUAUGAAGACAUUGCAGAAGACUUCGAGGAGUUUUUCUGGAGGCUCCAGGAGCAACAGGAGUAUAGUGACGCAAAGGAGGGCAGAGCAACUUCAGAUAAACUUCGCGCGCUGCAGGAGAAAAUCGCUGAGACGCAUCUUUGGAGACGGCUGAAGUGGCUGGGCCUUCCGGACUGGCGGUCUGAUAGCUAUGCUGCGAAGGCCGUCGGCAAGACGAUCCCACCUUGGUGCGUUUCACUCAAGACAGUCUCUGUUAGAGGCGAGUAUACGAGGGACCGCACCGCAAACGAAAUUGAGUCGGUUCACCACCACGUCUGUCAACUCAUACUUGGCAUUGAGAAGAUCGUACCAGCUUCGGUGACCAAACUUGAGCUACGCCUUUCAAUCUCGUUCCUCAGAUAUUUCCUGGAACAGCUGCAGAAGAAGAAACCAACAAUCCUACGCGUGGGCAUCGACCUCGGCGCCUGGGUGCAAGUCUUCCCGCUGGGAAAUCAGCCGGAUCAUCUGAAAGACGAGGAUAUCAGGGCGACUACACGUCGAUUAGCUCACAACGUUCCGAGGCUUAAAAUCUUCCGUCCAGACCGGCAUGGACCUGGUACAUAUCAACAACAUCAAUUGGCAUACGAUAAGCUGAGGAACUACGAAGGAGAACAAGAAUACCUCGUGAAGCACCCCAGCUUCUACCGCGACAGGAGUGGAAACUUUGAGCCUUACCGCCCCUUGCAACAACCCCCAAGGACCGAGACAUUGCCUGUGCCUGAACAGGACACAUACGAUUUCUUCGAUGAUCUGCUACAUGGCAGGAUUCAACGGGAUGAUACUUGUCCGCUGGACAAGUCGAAGCGACACGCUACGACAAAACGCGAAAUCGACAGAACCCGCGCAAAUACCCUGCCCAAACUCCUCGAGAAACUGCACCUCGCGCGCCACAAGGUCGGCAGUGCCCAAAAGCAGGCCAAUCUGACUUUCCGCGUUGGCAGACCUGAGUCCAAAAUAAGCAUCACGCGCAACGGGGCACAUUUAUUCGGUCUGCAGGGCGAAGCGGAAGCCAGGAGUUUCGACCCGAUUGAUCCGCUAACGCUUACGCAGCAAGAAGUAAAGGCUGGCGUUAGUGCUGGGCCCGAUUACAGGUUCUGGACACCCGAGAAUCUCAAGACGGUGUACCCUUGGCUCGAAGAGACAUUUAGGUGGCGCCCGGUCUUCGAUUGGGACUGGUUCAUGGUGCCGCAGAAUAUGAGUGUCACCGAGAACCCCAAUCUAGUGACUAUCAACAGAAGUGGGACGGGACCGAAGGGUCCGGCGGAUUGGCAAUUGGAAGGGAAACAAUCCGACGGACGAGGGAAGCCUGGAAAAGGACUUGAAAGCGCUUUAAAGAGCAUCAAGGCGCAGUUCAAAUUGCUGAAUGAUGCCACAAUACCUGUGCAUCUCCUUAUCGGACGUCGGCAUCCGGAUCUGUCGAGCUGCUACUGGGGCUGGCCGUACACCAAGGAAUCGUGGAAGGAGUGGAACGAGCAGUUUUUUUCUGCGAAUCUCGAGACUAUUGCUGAGCACGUCAAUACGCUGAGCAUCUUCUACGAUCUUCGGAAUCCGCUUGAUGCGGACCGACUCUCGCUCGUAGAUGCAAAACGUCCGUUCUUCCCACCAGAAGGAACCUGUCCUACGAGGGUCUGCCUCCUGGAGAACCCAAACAACGGCAAGUGCCCGUUUGUGCAAAAGCAUCCCGGGCAGAGAAACCGGCAUCCGCGUCCCCAAGUAUCUGGCGUCCGAAAACCCCCUAAGACUGGGAGCAAGAAGAACAUGGGGUUCCCACUGCCUACGUAUAGAGGCCUUGCACCGAGCGAUACCUCUGCCCCUCCUACUGGAGAGCACGCGGACGAUGAAGCGAAGGAGGACGACUCUGACGAAGGAGAUAUGGAGACUUUCCCUCUUCGUCUAGCGAGACGCUCCGCCUAUCUUCGUGAGUCGGUCGGCUGGGUCCGCUUCUGGGAAGCACACGCGACGAGCUUCAAGAAUCUGACUGCGCUGCACGUCCGUAUGCCGCAAUGCCAUGACACAGUGAGCUCGUGGCGACUAGCGAGGCUGCUGAAUAGGCAUAACGGGUGGACUACGCUAACGUACACCGAUGAGCGACAGCACGUGCAGACUGAAGAGGAUCUUCUGUCGAGUUUUGAAGAUGAGGAUAGUGCGUCGGUUGACGUCUGGUAUCACAUGAAGGAGUCACGUGUAUGGCCUGCAGGGCGCUUCGUAAGGCGCAGCUGGGUGUGGGAUCCACUACGACUCGCCGACGAGCGCUCCGAACCUAUUUUAAAACCUAAGGAGGACCCUGACAACGAGAAUGAAGAACCGCAAUCUGAACGUGUGGGAAAAAGAUAUCUCGCAUAUCGCUUCGAGCCUCGGAAGAGACCCAACCUCGCGUCCCACGACAACAACGUCGAGAUAGGCGAGAUCGAGGGUCUGCGGGCAGCUCGUCGGGAUGUCGACGCCGCGAUUGCCCACGAGGAAGACAACGGCGAUCGAAGGGAUGGAAAUGGCUUACCGACGAAGCCGGAAGUCGAACGUAUCACACGACCUGAGAAGCUGCCUCACCAGAUACCUGGCUUCGCGAGUAAGUUCAAAAGCGUGUACGGGCACCAUAUUCGCAAUGUAGCAGGCGCUCAAUGGCGUGAAGAGCUAAGACAGAUGAUUGCUUUUAUUGACGAGCAAGAGAGACGUCCAUAUAUCGGUACUAUCCCUGAGGAAUUCCGGGAACUGAAAGACGAAGAGCGCGAAAUGGAGCGCCAGCAUAAGAUUGGUAAUGAACGGGACAAACUCAAAGCUUUGCUAGCUGAAGAACCUCCCUAUGGCCGGAUCUUCGAGGUUAAGGAUGAUCGUCUCGCGCUGGGAGAUGUGCCUGAGACGGGGUGGGAUGGAGACGAUGAAGUUGAAGACGGUGAUGACUCCGAUACAGCAAAUGCCCAGGAAAGACCUCGGGAAGAGCUUGAUGAGCAUUUCAAGAACAAGAGUCAAGAAGGCGCAGCGCGAUAUCAAGACCCUUUCAACUCCUCAUAUCCACUCGCAGGAAGUGGCGAAACACUUCCAGGUGAGAAUUUUCCAAGCAAAGCUCUCCCAGCUGACUCGGAAAUUGAUACGGAGGUUGACUCACUCUUCAACGACACGGAGCUUGGAGAAAUCAGCCAAAUUCCCUCUUCUCCGCCUACGUCCACAUCGCCACAGCGCAAAGCUGGCGGGGAGGAUAGAUCGCCAGAGCACGCGUCUCCAUCUCCCAGCCGGAGUCCUAGAAGGCCACCGACUUCAGGCCCCUUCGAUCAAUCGUCGUCACCUUCUGAUGACGACGGAGACGAAGACGACACACCGAGACCGAAUGCCCCACCUCCAAACACCACUCCUGCACCAAAAAGGUACCCACUAAUCGAGAGCGGAGUCCGCCCACUCCGGACACCGAUUGAUGAAGAUUACACUGAUAACGACUUUGAAGACGAUGAUGGGAACCUUACUGAUACGGAGGGGUUGUAUACGUCUCCUGAGCAGUCGGGAGGCGAGCAAGAGCAGGCACAGGAGCGGCAGAAGACUAGUUAUGAGAAGAUCGGGGAGAGGAAGAAAGCUCAGGAAUCGGAGAAUGCGGUUGGAGUGAGUGGCGAUGAUAAGGGUGAGGGUAUGUCUUUCAUGGAAUGGCUUUCCCAAGCGACUAUAGCUGCUAAUGCUUUUGCAGCUAAUCCAACGGCGUCGAGUGCUGGUGGUGAUGCUCAGGUAGUUGGGCCAGGCUCCACGAUGGAUAAGAAGCGCCAGCGCUCAGAGGAUGCUGCCAACGAGGGUGUUCCGAGCAAGAAAGUCAAGACAGCUGAGGCAGAGAGCAAGGAAUCAGCGCCAAGAGCAGAGCCAGCUGCUUCAAGCGCAGGUCAGAAGCGCAAGGAAGCCCCGAGCGAGGAAUCAGUGCCAACCAAAAAGACGAAGACCACAAGGAGCGGACGCCCUAUCAAACAAGCUGAAUUAGACCAACCCUCAUACGAGGGAGACUACGAACCCUCGGACGAGGCAGAGCACAAGCCAAUAACGAAACGGACGCAUAGCAAAGCCAACUAUGUACCAUCACCGACAACAGGCACGGAAGCUGCCAAUGAAGCCGCCGGUGGUGACGAGCCUGAAAACCCGAAAGAAAAGAAACCGAUCAAGCAAGGAAAUGGCAAGGCUUCUGCCCCUGCUCCAGCCUUGACCCCUGCCGUUCCUGUCCCCUCUGCUCCUGCCCCUGCUUCCGCAGCGCCUGUAGCUGGUGCAGCCACUAUCCAAGUGCCAUCGAGGGCUAGCGGGGAGCCUGACUAUGUCAGAUUGACAGUUGUGAACUUGAGAGCGUUGGCGAGGCAGAGGGGUGUUAGGUUGACGGGGGCCAAGCUGAAGGCCGAGAUUAUAAGGAGGUUUGAGGAGGAUGAUGCGGGGAGAGGAGGUGGGGGCGGGAGUGAGAGCGGGGCGGUGUAA